This is a messenger RNA of Paramecium pentaurelia, 1119 nucleotides long. NCBI's taxonomy places the organism in Eukaryota, Ciliophora, Oligohymenophorea, Peniculida, Parameciidae. The record is from the annotation of a GenBank genome assembly.
AUGUAAUUUAAAUUGCUAUCUCAAAAUCGAGUCCAAACAUAACCCACAUACAUUCACACUCUAGACAAUAAAUCAUUUAUUGUUAGCUAUACUGAUAAAACCUUUGAAGCCUACACAGAAGCUAAGAGAUAUAGUUUAAAACAAAAUUUCCCAUCUGCCUUAUGUGGAUAGAAUAUUUCAGAAGACACGGUUUUGAUCUUCAACUCUAUAUUUAUAGUGUCUUUUAGGAUUGGAAAAUGGAAAUGGAUUACUUGUGCGAAUUAGAAAUGAUCAAGCUGAUUUCAAUCUAUAAGAAUGGCGGGAGAAAUAAUACAAUCUAACUUUCUCUGUAGCCAUUAUCUUUAUUGGUAUCAUCCAUAAAAUUAUGAGGCAAAAUAAAUUAAUAAUAGUACAUUGCUGUCCAUGAAGAUGGAACUCUACUUAUACUCCAAUAGUCUAAUGAUGUUCAAUUUACUAAAAUUACAAAAUUAAAAUACAAUAUAAAUAUUGGAUAGGCUUAUUUUAAUUAAGAAAUUGGAAUCAUUACUUCAGCUAAUCUUAUUUUCACUUUAGCUGCUAAUUAAAUAUCUAAAUAUACUCAUUGGGAAUUAGAUAAAUUCAGAUAAUUAAGUGCAUCUCAACUCAAAUUAUUUGGGUAGACCAUCCAUUAAUAUAAUGAUUAUUGGAAAUAGCAAUGUUAAAUUAAUGGCACUAUCUAUAAGAUGUUAUAUCAUAAAACUAUAAUAUAUCUUAUCACUGAAAAGGGAUAUUUUUAUACAUUAAUUCAUAAAAUGAAUUCAAUUGAAAUUGAAAAAAUAAUUGAUUUCAAUUAUUCAAAACCACUUCAAUUAAAUCUAAUUAAUGAUGACUAUCUACAUAUAUCAUUUCAAGGCUCUUAAUUAUUAUUGUACAAUCUUAAGAAUAAAGUUGUCUCAACAUUAUUAUCGUAUAUUUUUAAUUAAUCUUCUUAGAAUUAAAUCAGAUAAAUAAUUGAUAGGUUCAAGAAUAGAAAGAAAAGAUAGCAAUUUUCUUAUACUAGUUAUCUAUAGAAAUAAACCUUCAAAUUUUUUAGAAUUGUAUCCACCAAAAUUAUGUGAUGCUCAUGUUAAAUUGAUUUCUAGUAUUAAUAAUGUGGAAUGA